AUGGCAUCAUCUCUGUCCCCUGACAUCCUGCUCAUCUCGCUCAACAGCCCCCCCUGGUUCGACGAGAUGUACGGCCCGCUCCUCACCGCCCUCGGAACCAAAGCCCACGUCACGCGCGCCGAAACCGCGAAGACGGCCGUCCACGCGCUGGCACGGCUGCCACCGCCCUCGGCCGUGCUCGUCACCGACGAAGCCCUCACUCUGGCCGCGAAUCGCCACGUCUGGCUCGCGACCGUCGGGUACGUCUGCGGGGGCGGCACGGCCGUGGUCGCGGCCAUGUUCCCCAGCUUCGUCCAGCCCGACAGCAUCCAGCCCUUUUUCGCGCAGGCGGGCGUGCCGUGGGGCAGGGGAUCGUACCACAGGACGACCCUGACGCUGGAUAAGGCGGUGGUGGGGGAUGACGUCGCGGCGACAAAACUGCCGUCCGCAUAUAGCCAGAAGGCCGUCUUCGUGAGCAAUGUCGCGCCAGCGGACGCUUGGUACAAGCCCGACGACGACGACGACCCUGAGGUCGAGUCGAGUGGCUUCUUCUCCUCCGGCAGCAGCGCCAGCGUGGGCGGCGAGACGGCGGUUGCAUUGACGCGCGUCGGAGCUGGGAAGCUGGGCUACGUGGGCGAUGUGAAUGCCGAGACUGGUUCCGACGUGGUGAUUCUCGCCAUGUGUGGGCUCGCCUAA
Purpureocillium takamizusanense is the source of this 675-nucleotide messenger RNA. RefSeq lists its product as uncharacterized. NCBI's taxonomy places the organism in Eukaryota, Fungi, Ascomycota, Sordariomycetes, Hypocreales, Ophiocordycipitaceae. The transcript has a single exon. Bases 1 to 675 code for a protein of 224 amino acids. The record is from RefSeq and is a predicted model, not a curated record.